Messenger RNA from Lolium rigidum, 622 nucleotides. RefSeq lists its product as uncharacterized. The transcript has 5 exons. The record is from RefSeq and is a predicted model, not a curated record. The coding region runs from base 29 to 334 and encodes 101 amino acids. Lineage: Eukaryota; Viridiplantae; Streptophyta; Magnoliopsida; Poales; Poaceae.
GUUGUUCAAGAGACACAUAGUUGAGAGAAUGAGUGACUCGUCAUCUUCAAAGAACAGGGCGCAAGCGGGAAGUUUUAAGUCUGUGCCUUCACAGGGAAUUAACGAUGGCCGCAAACCGUAUGUUCCAGCAAAACAUGAUGCUGGGAAUCAUGCAUCGUCUGGAAUAAGUGCUAGACCCGUGCAUAAAUUGGAAAAUCUUGAGUCCACUAAGAAAGAAGCUAAAGCUAAUGCGCUGCCAGCAGGUCAAGGUUAUACCACACCAUCGGCGCAUGCAUCAAGCAGCAAACCGCAAAAACAAGUCAACCUAGGCAAGGGGGGCUCCAAAUACUUCUAAACGGUGAAUAUAUAUUGAGGUCAAAGAAUAAAACAAAUAUAUCAGUUUUCUCCUACGAACUGAUGCAGAAGAACGACUUGAACAUUCUGUUGACAUGCUUUGUCUCUGGUAUCAGUAUGCAAGUAGUUAAGAGGUGCAAAAGAAUUACGUACUGCAUGAUUAGUUCUAAACUAGUAGUUUGUACAAGUUUGUAGUACUUGCUUUGGUGAAUUUCUACACCGUUUCUAGUUCGUAAUGUAUGUUGGUAUUGUAAUGAACUCGAGUGUAUAAAUAAAUUGAGGUUGUUGA